Molecule: messenger RNA, 10246 nt
Organism: Homalodisca vitripennis (glassy-winged sharpshooter)
Lineage: Eukaryota; Metazoa; Arthropoda; Insecta; Hemiptera; Cicadellidae
Gene: jef
Product: major facilitator superfamily domain-containing protein 6
Exons: 13
Coding region: 311-2809 (832 amino acids)
Cellular component (GO): membrane
Source: RefSeq, a predicted model, not a curated record
AACAAACAUUCGCUUAGUAAAUAAAUUCUGGAGUCGAACUUAUCUUGGUUUUAUCGUUUAGCUAAAUUAUUUAAGUAAAGUAAAACUGUUUUUUAAUAUAAAUAUAAUAAAAAAGUAGGCCUGUAUAUCUUUAUGAAUGAAAGAUUUCGAACAAUCUCAAGAUUUAUUUGUAAAUAGUUGUAAUCCAUGAACUGUCAAGAGGCGACUGUGAGUGGAGUCAAAGUUCCGACGCCGCGCCGCGCCACGACGCUAUUGAUCGGGCGAGUCCACCUGCAGGGACGCCCCUAUCGAUUUCAGUGUCUCCUCGACCAUGGACGGCUACGGAGGCAACGAGGGCUACGAAAGCUAUGGAGGACAUCCCGGCGUUACAACCCACGGCAUGCAAGGAGUCCGCCCCAAGGUGGACCCUGAGGCAUUGGGUGAAGUCGACCCCAAUCUCUAUCCUCAACCCAAGGAGGCCACUCACAAGAUCCGCGGCAGGUCGGACAUUCUGGAGCUUUUGUGCGGGGAUGUCGACCAGGAACUCUUGACGGUCAAGACAUUUUAUUUCUUUUUCUACUCCGCAUUCGGUUCCCUGUUUCCCCUCAUGGGAGUGUAUUUCAAGCAGAUGGGCAUGAAUCCGGGACAGUGCGGCUUACUUAUCGGGUCCAGGCCGUUUGUCGAAUUUUUGGCAGCGCCAUUUUGGGGUAGUCUCGCCGACAGGUGGCAGAAAGGGAAAAUGUUGUUGCUGGCAUCGCUGUCAUGUUGGAUAAUAUUUACACUUCCACUUGGCUUCAUUCAGCCUCCUGCCACGUCUUGCCUGGUGAGAAAGAAUGUCACGGAGUAUGUCCUUGAGACACCGAAGGUUCCACGGAUACUCAAGAGGGAAGCUCCGGACAUGCUAGGACCUGAACCUGCACUCCCCACUCCCUUGGCAAUCCGGACAAACCUCCACGAACAAGAGCAUGCUGCCCAACAUAACACUCUGAAGAGAGACGUUCCCCACUGGAUUGAGCCAGAGGUACCUAUCCCCGUAGUGGAAGAGGAAGAGCCACUGGUGAGGAACAUCCGGUCAGCGAAACCACACGUCUACGCAGGCAUGUCACCUCUCGACAUACGAUUUGUCAAGGGCUACAAUGAAAAGGAGCAGGCCAAUUGGGUGUCACCUAUAUUCAGCUCUAUUGUCUACCGCACUCAGAUUCCAGAAACUUCUAGUAAAACAUCUAGUGAAAGUGAAACAUAUGCUACGGACACAGUUGAGAAACUAUUAACUUCCAAGCCACUUAACUUGAAACUUACAGAGAUCCAGGACAUUCAAAAGGCCUUUUUCUUGUUGAUUCUUCUUGUGAUCAUCGGGGAGUUCUUCAGUGCACCAGCCAUCACUCUGGCGGACUCGGCUGUGAUCACACUGCUUGGCGAGGAUGCAGACCGUUACGGCCACCAGCGAAUGUUUGGCUCAUUGGGGUGGGGGUUAGCCAUGUUCUUCGUGGGUAUUGCACUCGACCACUCGACUGCAUUCCCUGAUCAUCCCUGUGGCCCUGAUGAGCGGGAGAAGAACUACACGAUAUGUUUUGCCACGUUCUCCGUCCUCAUGGGUGCUGCACUGAUAUGUGCUACGCAGAUAAACUUCAAGUACGAGUUCCCGAGUGAGGUACCUGAAAUCGAAAAGCCUCCUCCUGAGCCGACAAGGGAGGACUACCUUCAGCAAGAGUUGGCUCAGCAGCUGAAUCUUCCUGCUCUGGCCACUAACAGUAUCAAUGCACCCCCUCCUCCCACCCCUAAGACUCAAAUGUUCGCCCAGACUACUCGGGAGAUACCAGAAUGGGUGACUGUUCUCAAAUACUUUGCAAACGUAAAGUGUGGAUCAUUCUUAUUCGUCUCGUGGUUCAUGGGUUUUGGAAUCGGUCUCAUUUUCACCUUCCUUUUCUGGCAUUUACAGGAUUAUGGCGGCUCACCAACAUUGUUCGGUGUUGCUUCAGUGAUCAAUCAUAUCUCAGAAAUAUUUGCAUAUUUUUUUAGUUUUCGUCUAAUUACGCAGAUGGGCCAUGUUAAGGUUCUCUGCUUGGGUUUGGCUGGUAAUGUGUUGAGAUUCCUUUACAUCUCAUAUCUGAAAAAUCCAUGGUGGGUCUUGCCAUUUGAAUUUAUGCAAGGAAUCACACAUGCUGCUGUGUGGGCUGCCUGCUGCUCAUAUAUUGCACAUAACACGCCACAACACCUGCGCAGUUCGGCCCAGGGAGUUCUGCAAGGAAUCCAUCAUGGUCUGGGUCGUGGCUGUGGUGCCGUCAUAGGCGGACUCUUUGUCACAUACUUUGGAACAACAGCAACAUUCCGUGGGUAUGGUCUCUGCUGUGCUGUCGUGUUGGCAGCUUUCAUCUUCAUCAACUUUUAUCGUAUUGACACUGGUUUCGUCUCUGAGCUUCCUGUCACUGAAGAUCCACAUCAGGUGGCUGAGGAAACGGCUCACUUAGCUCCGCACGGUGUCCCCAGCAACCCCAUGCCCCGGGCUCUCUCUAGUUCUCGACUACAUGACCUCGCCUCGGACCAGGGCUACGGGGCUACCUACAAUACCACUGGGGGCAACUUGGAUAUUCCUGGAGCUGGUGGUAACAUGGGCGGUGGAAACACAAAUCCAUUCAGGCAGUAUAGUGAUUACAAUAAUUAUCAAUCCAAUAACCGAACACCAAGUGAAGAGGAAACAAUUCGUAAACAUUUCCAGAUGUACAGUGAAGUGCUGGCACAGUAUGACAGUACUCAGCCCAAGAUCCCCCCUCUGACAUCGCUCCACACUCAGCAGCCUGAGAGCAACCUGCAGCGCACCUACGACUGGUGAAGUUAUGUACAGAUUAUUGCUGUAUAUAUUGUUGUUUUCUAAUUAUAUGUAUUAUAUUUUCCGUUUAUUCCCUGUUUGUAACUUAACUUAAUCAGUCAAUAAAUAUUUUUGUGCUAGAUGAAUCUGUAAAAAGAUUUAAUUAUAAAUUUAUAGAUAUACAGGGUGACUGUUGAAAAAGCUAAUAUUUCCCCGAUUGAGAUGAUUGUUAGAAAUAUAUUUUAUACUUUGUGCUUCAGUAUUAUAUUGUUUUGUUUUAUAGUGAGUAAAUGUAUUACAAGUUGUUUUCAAAGUGAUGUGUAUUAUGUACUAAUUAGUUUAAUUAAUCAUUCAUUUAUAUUUUGUGAAUUCUAGCGAUUUCAUUUUUUAGAAUAUAAGAUUACAAUGGUUCAAUUUAUGAACAACAGCGUUAAAAUGCAUAUAUUUAGUUUAAUUUUAGAUCUCAAUAUAUUAUUUAAUUAAUUUAGUGCAUUUAGUUUUAUUUGUAAUGUUUAAUAUUCUAUGCUGUGAAAUUUCUCUCUAGGUACUAUAUAAGUAAUUUAGUUUAGCUUAAAUUUUUGCUUUAAUAUAAACAACUUGCACCAUCUAAAAUACUGAAUAUGGCUAAUUUUCUUCUAAUUAUUUAAUUUAAUUUUGUUUCCUUUUUUGAAACAAUGUUUCUACACAACUUUAAUGGAUUAUUUUAUAUUUAGGAACUUUUAAAAAUCAAAAACAAAUAGAUUAUGAAGAGAAGAUUAAGACGUGUUUAAUAUUUUAUCAUUGAUAUUAAUUGAAAACUUCAAUAGUCCUUGUUUGCUAUCGCUGGAUUUCAGGAUGUGCUGGGCGAUAUUCUAACAAUGGUAUAUUGUUUUAAAUGGUACCAUGUAGUUUGCUACUAUUACCAGUUAAAAUUAAUCACUUGAUUGCUUUGCUCAAACAAUUCAUAUUAUAUUCAAGUUUCACAUAUUGUAAGGAAAAUUGACUGAUGUGCAAGACACAAUUAUGAACAUAAGAGGUCAUGCAAAGGCAACUUGCUCACAUCACUACUUUAUACUUUUUUUGUAGUAAAUUAUCUAUAAAGAGCCUUAUGUGUUGCAUCUGUCUUUCAGCAUAUAAUACUGAUAUAAAUUCUAUCUAGAACAGAGAUAUGAAAAGUAUAAUUUAAUAUAACAGUUACAAUAUCUACUUGUGGCAUGUGGGAAAAAAUUAAAGUACAUAUUUUAUACUGAAAAUGUUUUUAUUGAAAUAACAGGAUGAAAACUUGAAAUGGGAAAGUACAUAAUUUAUAUAAAGUAAUUAAAAGUUUAUUGGAAGUGAUCUGGUAAUCUUUUAUCUUUGACUAUUAUGUUACGACUUUAUUAACAGGAUCUGAAACAGAGGUUAUACCACAUUACCUAUUAUAAUACACCAUGUGUUGAAAAUGAUGAAAAGACGAGUUUAGUUUGGCCCUAUUACUAUAAACAGUCAUUUUAACUCUUUCAACUGUAGUAAACCUACAAUAGUAAAAGUUAAAUUCCUGAAAAUAUUAAUCACUGUACUUGAAUAAUUUUUGGAUUAUGCUAUGUAGUACACUUGUGCAUAAAAUAAUGUACACACAUCUACAAACUUUCCAGUCAUCUUGAAGGGAAUGAAUUUUUACAUCCUUUGAAAUAAUUUGAGUUUAAAAAGGAAAGAUGUACUUUUAAUGCUAUUCGUGAGAUGGUCUCUAGAGUGGCGAGUGCUUUUGAUGAAUCACAGUUCACUACUGGUGUGUUCUGUAAUCAUUCAAAGUCAUUUGAGUGUGUCCAACAUAAAAUAUUGCUACAAAAAUAUGGUGCACUGGGAUGGUUAGAAUCAUAUCUUACCAACCACAGACGAAUUUGACUCUUGAGAACAGUAAUUUAUCUAAGAAAUAUGAAACAAUUAGUUUUGGUGUACCCCAGGGCUCUAUCUUGGGACCACUGUUGUUUUUAUUUACAUCAAUGAUUUACCAGCACAUAUAACAUCUAAUAUAGCUAUGCAUGCUGAUAAUACUACUGUUCUCAUUUGUAAUAUUAACAAAAUCUUACUGAAGAGGCUUAUUUCUCAGGAUUCUUUAUAAAUAAAUAAUUGGCUCAAAGCAUUAAUUACUCAACACUGGAAAAACUCAGACAGUAAUUUUUCACCCUAAUUAUAGCGAUAGCUUUAGAUUUGACAUCUUCCGUAAAGAAACAUUUAACAUAACACAAACUACAACUUUCUUAGGAGUUUCACUUGGAGACAGCAUGUUCAUUUCUUGUUGAAUAAGCUUAGUAAGGCAUAUUAUCUGAUAUAUUUCCUGUGUUUUAAAGUAGAUAUAAAAACACUGCUAACAGCAUGUUAUGCAUAUGUAUCCACCUUACAUAUGGCAUCAAAUUCUAGGGUGAUUUAGUUGAAGAAAAAUAAGCUUUUAAUAAUUCAGAAAAGAUAAUCUGUAAAAAAACUGUAUUAUAAUGCAUUCUGCGAGUUCAGUUUUAGAGAUUUAAAACUGCUUAUUCUUCCAUCAAUUUAUAUUUACCAGUCACUGAUUACAAUCAAGAAAAACAGCAAAUUUUAAUUCAUUUUCCAAUAUACAUAAUUAUUGUACCAGAUAAAAAAAUAGACAAUUAUUUAUGCAUUACGCAAAACACAAGCCUUUGAGAAAUUGGCCUGAGAAUACAGAAAUUUUUCUGUAUAAAAACUUGCUUAAUGAAGUCAUAUCAGAGGAUUGUUUAAAGGUUUAUAAGAAAAAUGUGAAGGACUAUCUGCUGGGAGAGUGUGUUUACAGCAUAAGUGGAUUCUUAACUGAAUAACAAUAAGUUUUAAAUCAAGAUGAUCAUGUUGAGUUAGGGAUUUUACUGUUUGCUGUUUAUUAUUUAUAUUUAAUGCUAUGUGUUCAUUGUGUUAUGUUAAAUUUUAAUACUAUGUUUUAUCUAUACAUGUUAUAUUUUAUAUUUCGUUUAUAUUUUUAAUUAUACAAGUUUUUAACAAAUUGACAUGUUAUAUACCAUAAGGUGUUACCUUUAUAAGGUGUUAUGUGACAAGGUAUAAAAAUAAAAUAAAAAUCUAUCAUGUUAUAACCCACAACGCGCUAUAACAUAUUAUAGUUCACAGCAUUCGCAAAAGCUUGUGCCAUAAUGUACUUCAAUCUCAUGCAUUAUGACUGUUAUAAUGUGACUGAUGCAUAAAGUACUAUAAUAAUUACAACAAUAGUCUUAUGCUAUUGCUUAAUUCAUCCCAUUUAGCUUUUCUUUUGUACAUUGAUUUCAUCACACAUUUCCAAUUGAAAAUUGGUUAAGAUUAAAACUAGGUUUAUUUAAUUUAAUCAUAACAGUGGUUUAUGUACUAUAGUUAGUUUAUUAUAGAACAAUAAAUAUAAAAAUACUUUUGUGUGAAUAUGUAUAAUAUAUUUUUUGUGAUAGUAACUAAAAGUGGGAAGUUUAGCAAUGCAACUGGCAAAUGCAAUUUUGAUAAAUUGUCGAUUAAAUAAUAAUAAUUGUAUAAUAAAGUUUUCUUGGUAUUUCAGUGCAGUUAGUUGAUGGGUUGCAUUGUUAAAUAGAUUCCUUAUUGGCACAUAUCAGUAAUUUCUAGUGUUGUUGAAUUUGUUGAAAUGUUUUGCUGAGUAUUGUGUUACUUGUUGGUUGUUUGACAUUUUAGCUUUUGUUUCAAACAAGUUUUUAAUUUGCUUGUUACGAAUUGACAGACAAACGGUUGAACCUUACUUGAAUUGAGUGACACAGUUAUGGGCUAUUAUCAACUAAGUCCCCUUCCUCCAAGGUCUGUAACUUGGUUUGCUUUUAGACCCCUGCAAUCUUUCUCAAAGUUCUAAGAUAAAGGAAGAAUUCCCCCAAUCUCCCCAACAACUGGUUUGGAAUAAACAUUUUGACUCUACAUAGACAGGGAUCAGUAAAAAUAUGAAUUGAAGUUUUUAACUCAUAAAUUGGUUUAAAAAUUACCCUCCCCCCCAAAAUAAGGGGCAGAGCAAAAUGUAUAUGUAACUAAUACACAAUGUAAAGAGCAAUUCAGGGUCAAAUAAUACAUUUCAAGUAAGAAGGUUCUGGGAGUAUAACCAUUUCCCAUGAUCCUUUUUUCAAUUUUUCAGAUGUAUUCAUAUGGUCUUGUAAUAAAAUAAAACAAAAUUUACCCUAUAUUAGGGAGAUUCAAUAAUCCCCCAUUUUUAAGUUACUCAAUUUUCACCAUAUGUUUUUAAGCAUGUACUUUAAUGACUGUUUUCAAAAUACCUACAACAAUUUCUCAUCCCCAACUUAUUUGGAGAGUCAAAAACCCCAAUAAAUGACAAGACAAAGAGUAAUCAGAUCUUUUAACACCUCUAAUUAAAUUACUUAAUGAGGUAAUAACUGUGAUGGUAAAUAUUUUAAAACACUAUGACAAAUUGUUGAUUCCAUCAAGACCAUCCUCAUCAAUUUUAGAUAUCUUUCUAAAUCCUUUCUUAUUUCAUACCUACAAUUAUUGUGGUCUUUUAACUUCCUUUUUCGGGAGAAAGCGUAAUUGUAAAACUUUUAAAGCAAAUUCAGUAAUGUAAUUAACAAACCUUUCAAGGUCAUGGGUUCAAGGGAUAGAAAGGUUGAUUAUUUAAUCACUCAGUGUACUCUAAAUCGUUUGGUUUUUAUUUGUAUCUCUUCUUUUUGCUUGCUGUAAUAUUAUCUGACUAGUUUUCAAUCAUACACUUGUUAUUGUUGCAAUUUAACCGAAAUAGUUACUUUAUAUGUAACGAGUAGUGGAAAGUUUGUGAACAAGACUCACUGUAAAUAAAAAAACUUCCCUGGGUUAAACUAGUUACCAUUUUUAUUUUAAUGCUAAUUAAAAGUAUUUAAAUAAGUAAAAUAAAUUAGGAUGUUUGAAAUAUGUUAUAGGUUUCCUCUGACUGUACUAUGAACUCUGUUAAAUGCGAAGACAUUUGUAAUCCUGCCGCAUCAUGAUGUUGUUAGGCCCUCAAGUGUUGCUUUCAGUGGUCAGUUUUAAAUAAAGUGUUCAAACUGUUAAAUGUGUAAAUACAAUAAAGUAGAAUAGGAGAAUCGCUACAUACAAAUACUCAAGCAAAGUUUGAAUCUAUGUUAUCUUCUUGGUAAAUACUUUUAUUUAACUUUAAGUAACAUACAUUUACAUUGCAUUGUUAUAGGAAGGAAGAACUGUUUAAUCCUAAAUCCUUGGAUGUUUUAUCCUUCUUUUGGUGUAAAUGUUUAUACAAAUGUAAUGAAUGGAAAAUACAUGUUUUCAAUCAUAAAAAACAAAUAUACAAAUAAUAUUGCUACUCUCAAAAAUAAAUUGAUUUGUGAAUUUUUUGAGCAAGUUAUAUUUACGUUUUAACUAUAUAUUUCCUUGUUUUCAUGAAGAAGGCAUAUUAACUGAGUACUCAAUACAAUCUAAACUGAAGAUAGUAUACCUAUAUGUUAUCCAUAUAAAUUUUAAUAAAUAACAGAUUUAAUGAUAAGCAAUUCUUUUUAAUGAUGGUAUAUAGUUUUUAGAUAUUGUUCAAAUAUAAGUUUUCUUCGAUUAUAUAGAGUAUAAAUGUAGAGAAAUAUUUUGGGAUAUGGUUUAAUAGAUGGAAAUAAACAAUAAAGUUUCUUUAACACUAUGGUCUAUUUUGCUUUGUUUAGCGUCUGUCUAUGUUUUAAAUAUUAAUAAAUCUUAACUCAGAAACGGCAUGUUUGAAAACCAAAGAGAAGAGAACAAAUGUUCAAGAAACAUAAAAGAAGAUAGUAAACAUACAAAAGUUGUAUUGCCUUGUUACUCUUGUGUAAUCCACUGUAUUAACUGAAGUGUAAAAUGGUAUUGCACAAAGGUAGUAAUAUGAAAAAUAACUAAAACAUAUGUUUUCUACUCUCGUAGAAACAUAUCUUUUAUGUUUCUUGACAAUUUUGAAAAGGUUGUCAUUUUGAAAAUAUUAACAGUGGAAUUUUUAAGCUGAAAGUUACAUCCUAAUAAGACAUACCAACAUGCAAAAUUCAACAUUGUAACUUAAACCAUUUCAGAACCAAGAUUUAUUAAAUUUAAAAAUAUAAACAGAUGCUAAACAAAGUGAAAUUGGUCAUCCCAGAUUAUUUCAUCAAAAGUUACACCCCACAUAAUUGACAAAACAUACAUUUGAAAAAAUAACUAAAAUCUACAUAACAACACGUUUAUAAAAAAAUCAUUUAUCGUUAAAUCAGUUAUUUGUUAAAAUUGAUAUGGCAUUUUUCUUACCUACUUAAAAACAACUGGGGCAGUUGGAAUGAAGAUAUCAUAAGUCCAUAAAUAGAUACAAACUAGUUUAACAUCACAUACAAACUGUUCUGUAAAAUUUAAAAUGGCAGUGAUAAAAGUCCUUAGUAGAAGUAAUACUUAUUUUGGUUUGAGCAACAUUAACCAAUUUAACAUCAAUUAAAAUCUGGUUCUAUUGACAAAAAAUACCACAAUAAACCAAUUAACAGAUGAAAUAAAAUUAAAUCUAUUAGUAAAUAGAUAGUCUUGCAUUUUUUUCCAUUUUACACUUCUUAUAAUGAUUGUAGUUUUCAAGCUGAAAUGCAGUGUUUUGAUUGAUUUAGUGAUUUUUAUUUAAUUCAGUACUAUAAAAUGUACUAAUGUAGUACAUGUCUAUUGUAUUAUCAUUUAAAUUAUGCUUCAUUAUAAAAUAAACAUAUAAUUCGAUCAAACUAUCCAUUUUGUUAUGUAUUCUUGCUCGUAUACAUACAAGAUUACAAACUUUAUUCUAUAAUACUAUAAUUACAUGCAAUAACAACAUUAUAUUAACAUUCAAAUGAGAACCCUUUAAGGUAUUCUGUUUAAUUGUUGACUACCUGGAAUGUUCCUUUGAAAAAUUGUUGCAAACUAUAAUUCUAUCAAUAAAUGCCCAUUUAAUAGAACUACAUAAAACAAUAGUGUUGUCACAUCUUAAAAUUUGCUUGGAAGAAAUCACUUCCGGAGAAUAGUUUGCGUGUAAACAAAAGAUUCGUUUCAACAGUAAAACAAAGAAGUGUUAAGCUUUAUAGCGUUUUUCAAUCUAUUCAAUCUCACAGCUGUCAAAAAUGGACUUAUGCUGUUUUUGUACCAACAGACUCUACAGUAUGUUGUAACAAUUAACUUCCUAAUUAGAUGGUAAGAAACCACUGCAGUUUAAAUUGUAUAAAUCUGAUUUUGCAGUACAUUAAUACAAUGUUAAAAGUUGUUUUGUUUGGAUUAAACUGUAAAAACCUCAGAAGAGGCAAGGCUGAGAAAACUUUAAAAUCGUAACUCCACCUCAAAAAAGAUAUAAACACCUUUUAGAGACAAACACUAAUAAUAUAGGGAUCGAGUCAGUACAUCAUUCUUUAUUGUUGGGAAUGAAUGUAGAUGCUUAAAUACUGUUACUGUUUGAAGUAAAAACUUGUUGGUUUCUGUUGAAUCUUGCCUUACUCCAACCAGAUAUGUUUAAUGAUAUGCACAACUACCCGGAUAAACAAUAUUAUGUACCUGUGCACCAAUAAACUUACAGCACAUUUAUUUCAA